UAAAUUUCUGCGCAGGGAAAAGGUGCGGUGGUGUUAGAUAAGUACAAAACCGACUGUCAAGCCGAAGGAUUGAGCCGUGGAAUCACUUCAGUUCAGCCUCGACGCGUGUUCUGGCACCUGUUCUUGGGUUCGCUUUCUUCGAAUUGGUAGCAAGACGGGAUUUUUGUUGAAGCCUGCUUUUGAUUUGCAGUCGGUAUGGGUGAGGAAGAUGCGGUUUCUGAAAAGGUUGAGCCUGUGGCCAAUGGCAACUCGGAGGUGGAGAAGUCUCCUGUAGUGGAGGGGGAGACUGAUGAUGCAGCGGAUGAGAAGGGGGAGCAGCAUGAUGGAGCGACUGAAAUGGAAGAAGACGAUAAAGUGGAUGAUGGGAAAGUUGAGGAACAGGAUAUGGACUCGGGCAAAAGAGAUCCCUAUGUAAGCAAGAACGUCGAGGAACAUGUAGAUGAUUCAGUAAUGAAGGGGGGUGAGAAGGAAGAGACAGAAGCUAACGAAGAAAAGCAAGAAGUUGAAGGAGAAGAUAGGGAAAAGGAGGAAUUGAAGAGUGAGGAAAUGGUGGAAGACUGUGAAAAGAAAACCAAGGAAGAGACUGAGGGUGAAGUUGAUGAAGAGGCUGAUGAAGUGAAAGAAGAGGAAGAAGCAAAAGAAGAAGAAGAGACUGAUGGAGUGAAAGAGGAAGAUGAGCCUAAAGAAAAAAAGGGAUCGAAGAAACGCCCAAGACCAAAGAGUAACAAUGGGAAGAAGGAUAGAGUGAAAAAGAAAGAAUCUGAAGAUAAGGAAGAUCUGAAAACCCCAACCUACAAAAAGACAAAGGAAUCUAAAACCCCAGUAGAAAAAAAGCAGCCAAAAACCCCUUCCGCGGCCUUAAUUGAUCGCCCUGUUCGGGAACGGAAAUCGGUGGAGAGGUUGGUUGCUAUUAUUGACAAGGAUUAUGCCAAGGAGUUUCACGUUGAAAAGGGUCGUGGAACUGCUCUGAAAGAUAUCCCAAAUGUGGCGUAUAAGCUGUCGAGGAAGAAGUCAGAUGAUACUUUUAAAUUGCUCCAUACUAUUCUAUUUGGAAGGAGAGGAAAGGCAGCUGAAGUGAAGAACAAUAUUUCAAGAUUCUCUGGUUUCGUUUGGAAUGCUGCUAAUGAGGAAAAGCAAAUGAGUAAAGUCAAAGAAAAACUUGACAAGUGUGUCAAAGAGAAACUAGUAGAGUUCUGUGAUGUUCUUGAUAUCCCAAUUUCCAAGGCUAAUGCAAGAAAGGAAGAGAUCAUUACUAAACUGGUAGAUUUUUUGCUGGAACCUCGUGCAACUACUUCUGAUUUGCUGGCUGAUAAAGAUCAGGGAAAGAAGAGAAAGAGUGCCAGCAAAUCAGCAUCUAGGAGUAGGACACCGUCAAAAAGCUCAGCGAAGCGUCAAAAGAAAGGUGAGAGUGAAUCCAAGAAUGAUGAAGAGACAAAGGACACUAAUCUGGAAUCAGAAGAUGAAUCAGAAGAUGAGAAAGAGAGAGACAUAAAUGGUGUUCCAGAGAAAUCUGAUGAGGAAAUGUCUGAACAAGGCGAAAGUGAGCAGAAAGGAAGUGAUUCUGAAGCAGAAUCAGAGGAAGAGAGUGUAAAGAAGAAGCGAGGAUCAGCUAAGUCUUCUACGAAGAAGGUUUCUGAAGAACCCAAAACCAAGAAGACUACAAUUUCUAAAAGGACCAGUUCUACUGCCAAAAAAGCAGCUGCCAAAUCACCACCUAGUAGAGCGAAAAGCAAUGAUAGGAAUAGUGCAAAGAAGUCUUCCAGUAAGAAGAAAGAGGAACCAACCAAGAAGUCAGACCCUCCAAAGGAAUCAGCAACAAAGGAGAGCGCUGGGAAGAAGAUUAUGAAAGUGAAAGAAAAGCUCAGGGAGGAGACAUUAAAACCUAGUGAUGAAGAACUUAAGGUUCAGAUCUUGGAAAUCCUCAAUGAGGUUGACUUCAACACAGCAACCUUUACUGACAUUGUGAAGCUACUCUCUAAGCGGUUCAAGACAGAUCUGACAUCAAGAAAAUCAUUGAUAAAGAGCAUUAUCCAGGAUGAGCUGACAAAGCUAGCCGAGGCUGAUGAGAAAGAUGAUGAAGAGAAUGAGGGCGACGCCGAGAAGAAUGAUAACAAGGCUUCCACCACCCCCCCCACCACCGUACGCGUCAAGGGAUGAGCUGAUGGAUUGCAACACAGAUAGAUACAUUUGUGUACACUAGAGACAACCAUACCAUACCAUAUCGAUCACUCCAUCCUGCCCGCUGCUGUUUCAUGUUGGCGCUGUAAGUUAUCAACCAUUAGAAAGAAAUGUUAAGUAGUCUGCUCUGAAUGCUAUGCUCUAAACUGUGUUGUGGUAGAAUCAUCAUUUGAAUUGAAGCUCUUGUGUAGAUUUGUUUAAGAUUCUGACCUUCCUUCCUUCCUAUAGGGGUAGGAUUAGUACCCGAGUCGAUUCGACUUAACUGUUCUGAGGUUUCUGUUGUUUCUAUGGCUUGGUUAUGACUAGUCUUUUUAAAUUAUUGACCACCCAUCAAGAGAUCAUUCUCUUCCCCUUCUA
This is a messenger RNA of Andrographis paniculata, 2535 nucleotides long. RefSeq names its product DEK domain-containing chromatin-associated protein 4-like. The record is from RefSeq and is a predicted model, not a curated record. NCBI's taxonomy places the organism in Eukaryota, Viridiplantae, Streptophyta, Magnoliopsida, Lamiales, Acanthaceae. Gene Ontology annotation, cellular component: nucleus. Gene Ontology annotation, biological process: regulation of double-strand break repair; chromatin organization. Gene Ontology annotation, molecular function: DNA binding; histone binding. The transcript has 12 exons. Bases 196 to 2157 code for a protein of 653 amino acids.